AUGGUUCGCAGCAUCAUCUUCCUUUCUCUACUCGCAGCGGCCUCGACCGUUGUGAGCGCUGCACCCCAGCCGCAAACUAUCCCGGGUGCAUACCUUUUUGAAUUCGAGCAUGGCGUUGAUACGGCAGCAUUUCACAAAGCAUAUAAGGGGCAUGCAAUCAAACGGAGGGAUCUGAAUUACAAGUUGUUUCACGGCACUUCGAUUCACUUUAGAGAUCUCGACACGGCGGAGGAGAAAGCCACCGAGCUGGGGAAGAUGGCCGGUGUUAGGUCAAUUCGCACCUUGAAAGAAUAUCAUCGUCCCGAUGACAAGGUCAUGUGGACCGGCAACAGCGGGCGAGCGUAUCAAAAGAGUCGGAAGCGUGAUUCACAAGAUGGCGGUCGUGAUCAUGACGCUUUCACCCCACACCUCAUGACACAGGUCGACAUGCUUCGAGAGGCAGGCUACACAGGAAAGGGUUUCAAAAUUGCGGUUAUCGACACUGGUAUCGACUUCAAGCACCCUGCUCUCGGAGGCUGCUUUGGAAAGGGUUGCCUCGUGUCAUACGGUCACGACUAUGUCGAUGGUGACAACGUUGAGGAGCCGACCAUGGACUGCGACGGGCAUGGCACUCAUAUCUUCGGCUGCAAUGGCACGGCUCCCGGCGACGCCAUAGCUGCAGCUUUCGCCCAGGCCUUUGAGGACGGAAGCGACAUCAUUUCUGCUUCUCUUGGCGGUGAUCAGGGUUGGUCUCAAGAAGAGGGCUCUGUCAUCGUGCAGCGUAUCGUUGAGCAAGGGGUGCCCUGCGUCGUUGCGACGGGCAACUCGGGCGCAUCGGGACUCUUCUUUGCCUCUGGGCCAGUUGAUGGCAUCGGUUCCACGGCUGUCGCUUCUUUUGACAACGUGGUCAUACCUCAGCUACUCACAGAGUCUACGUACAGCAUCGAUGACGAUGGCGAGGUCACCUUUGGUUGGCAUGAGGGCGCCCCUGCUGCGUGGGCUGAUGUGGAGCUUCCCCUUUACGCUACAAGUCUCGACGCCGAGCUGUUCGAUGAUGCUUGCGACCCUCUUCCUUCCGACACUCCUGAUUUGAGCAACCGCAUUGUUCUGAUUCGCCGCGGAACUUGCACAUAUGACGAGAAAGCUGCGAAUGCCGCCGAUAAGGGUGCCAAAUACAUCAUGUUCUACAACAACGUACCUGGCAUCGAGGAUGUCUCGUCGGCUCAUGCUCAAAUUCUUGCCGUGGCCAUGACCACUGCAGAAGAAGGCGAGUAUUGGUUGCAGGCUCUAGCGGCAGGUUCCAAGGUGACGCUUCAUAUGACCGACCCCAUCGAGUCGGACGCUGUCCUCGAGCAUGGCAAUAACACCAUAACUGGAGGCUUUGCCAGCACCUUCACAUCUUGGGGUCCCACGUGGGAGGCUGAACUGAAGCCGCAGUUCGCUGCACCUAGAGGGCAUAUUCUCUCGCUCUGGCCUAGAGCAUUGGGCAGCUAUGCCGUGCUCGGUGGCACAUCGAUGGCCACUCCGCUCGUGUCUGGUGUUCUUGCUUUGUUGGCCGAAAUCCGCGGACGUCUUGAUCCAGUCGAACUCACCAAUAUUUUGGCUGCCACAGCCAAGCCGCAUUUCUUUAACGAUGGAAACCAGGCCUUUAACCAACUCGCACCCGUUCCCAAGCAGGGAGCUGGCUUGAUCCAAGCGUACGAGGCUGCUUUCACCACCACCAUCCUCAGCGUGUCGAGUCUCGCUUUCAACGAUACGGAGCACCUCCGCUCGCUAUCGUUCAGCAUCAAGAACGUUGGAGACGCAGAUGUUACCUACACACUUGACCACCGUCCUGCGGCCAUGGCCUAUACCUUUGCUGCAGGUACCGGCCGCGCGGAUACUUUCCCCAACGAGCUGACAGACGAUUAUGCGACUCUUUACUUCAGCAAGCCUAUCAUCACUGUCAAGGCGGGAAGAGAGGAGAAGGUCACAUUGUCUCUCGACCUUCCAGAGGAUGUCGACAACGCUCGCUUGCCUGUGUACUCUGGCUACAUCGCGCUGUACGGUGAUGACGGCAAGGUGUUGCACCUCCCCUACAUGGGGAUAGCCGGUAGCAUGCGAGAGACGCCUGUGCUGGCAAGUGCCAAUGGUUUCGUCUACGAGGCACAGACGCCAACACGAUCCAUCGUCAAUGCAAGUUUCGUGCUUCCUGCGCAGGGCACAGCCGAUCCUACCACAGAUACUCUCCCCGGUGUCAAUCUCGAGUCCAUCCUGGGUACCAGUGUGGCGUAUCUAGAGGUCAUUCCCGUCGGCAGUCACGAUGAGGGGCUCACGUACGAGUUCCUCGACGUCAGGACCAUGGGGUCUGCGGUGCCUGCACUCCGGUGGAUCACGCGCCAGACCGACGUCGUUCUCACUUGGGAUGGCCAGCUCGACAGUGAGAAGUAUGCCCCGGCCGGUCGCUACAAGUUUGAUGUCAAGGUGCUGCGUGUUUUUGGCGACGCAGAGGAUCCCGACGACUACGACACGAUCGAGACGGCCGCGUUCUCCAUCAGGUACGAGGCGGGCAGCGGUUAA
This is a messenger RNA of Verticillium dahliae VdLs.17, 2538 nucleotides long. Its product is annotated as minor extracellular protease vpr. The record is from RefSeq and is a predicted model, not a curated record. Gene Ontology annotation, biological process: proteolysis. Gene Ontology annotation, molecular function: serine-type endopeptidase activity; tripeptidyl-peptidase activity. The transcript is spliced from 4 exons. Gene Ontology annotation, cellular component: cell wall; membrane; cytosol. Lineage: Eukaryota; Fungi; Ascomycota; Sordariomycetes; Glomerellales; Plectosphaerellaceae. The coding region runs from base 1 to 2538 and encodes 845 amino acids.